AUGGCCGACAUCAAUUUCGACGUAGAUGCACUUGAGGACAUGGCGUACAGGGACAUCCAGGCUCUGUGCAAGCGUAUCGGCAUCCGUGCCAAUCAGAAGAAAGCCGUGCUCGUAGAUCUGCUGCGUGACUACCACACCGCACAUGCCGAUGAGGGAGAGACCAAGGAAGAAGAAAACAACGAAGAGCAGAACGAGCAGGAACAGUCCGAAGAAGCGGAGGAAGACAAGGGGAAGGAGAGCGAGGAGCACGAGGAAGAAGAGGAAGAGGUCAAGGUGGUAGUGGAGGAGGUCAAGCCCAAGCGCGUGGCCAGGCGCAGGAACCGCCAGCCCACCACCGUCGUCGAAGAGGCGAAGGAAGAGGUGGCGGUCGAAGAACAGGCCGCCCCCGAACAAGAACAAGAAGACGAGGCUGCGACCGCCCCGCAGGUCUGCGACAACAGCUUCGCCAACAUGCCCCACGGCGACGUCAGUGGCGAGGUCGUCUACGAGGAGGCGGAAGAAGACAUGGUGCAGCCUGACGAUGAAGAUGAAGAUGAUUGCGAUGAUGAAGAAGACAACAGCCGCGAGGAGGCCGAGUCGGUCGAGGAGGCCAGCAUGGACAGCGCCGUCUCCCUCGGCCUCGAGGAGGACGCCCAGCAAGAGGAUGUCAGCGUGGGCGAGGAGGAGACGGCGGUGACCAUCGACAUCCCCAACAGCAACAGCAACAACAUCGCUCAAGACGAAGAACACGAGGAGGAGGAGAUGGAGUACGUCGACGACGAAGCUGACGACGAGGAGGGUCCGUUCGACGACGGGGCCGACGCCGACAGCAUGGACGAGGAGCAGGAGGGGCCAGCCGAGGGCCACGACGAGGCCAACGAGCAGGACGGUCUCCGCGAGCCCGCGAUGGACGACGAAGAGGAGGAGGACGGGGACCAGGAUGGGAGGCCCGCUGAGGAGUCGCUCGAGUCCGUCGAUGAGAUGAUGCUCGAGGACGAGGCGAACCACAACGCCCAGCAGCAGCAGCAGCAAGAAGAAGAGCAGCAGGAGCAGCAGGAGGCCGCCGUCGAGACUGCCGAGGAGGUGGCGUGCCAGCCGCAGCCCACUGCCUCUGUCGCCGUCGCUGCCGUCAAGACCUCGGCCCCGGCCUCGCCCGUGGUCUCUGCGUCCGCUCGAGCUCAGGUGCGAGCUGCGGGUUCGCUGUCGGCCCAGGCCCCGACCGGCAAGCGGGUGGCCAAGCGCCGCCUGUCGAUGGCGCCUCAGCCCUCGGUCGCGCGCCCCACCAUCUCCUCCAUGCGCCGGUCGAUGGCCGCCGCCGCUGAGAUGACGGCCAAGAAGCGACCCGCGCCGGCCUCGGCCUCGGCCGCGCCGCCCGUCAUCACCACCGCCACCGCCGUCAUGCCUUCCUCCAGGCGUGCGUCCCUGGCGCCGUCGGCACUGUUGGCCAACAAGGCUGCCCCCGCCGCUGCGGCUGGAGCUCCGUCGCGCCGCAUGUCGCUGGCUCCCAGCUUGGCCAGAGCCGGCCAUGCCGCAUCGACGCCCGUGCGGCCUACCACCACCGCCACCGGCCCCGCGCGCCCGUCGGCCUCGCUGAGCGUGGCCGCCGCCCCGAGGCAGGCUACCCCGAUGCCCGCCGCCAAGCGGCCUGCCAAAGGCCCCGCGGCGUCGGCUCGUGCCCUCGCCCAGACCUCUUCCGCCGUCGCGGAGAAGCCCAAGCGCGUCGACUUUGACGCCGCGCACGCCAGGGAGUUCAACAAGAAGGAGGGCAUCACCGACUACGUGUCGCGUAUGAAGAACAAGCUGGGCCAGAGCAAGCAGGCCAGCCCGGCCGCCGCUGCCGCCCCAGUGCGGGCCGCCCCCGCCGUGACCACCUCGUCCGGCGGCCUGGGCAUCCCCGCGCGUCUGCUGCAGAAGAAGCGCAAGGACCGCGAGGAGAGCGAGAAGGAGAACGACGUGGCCGCCAACGGAGCCGUCACUAGGGCCGGUGACCUGCAGCAGCCGACUCUCAAGCGCCCCCGGGCCAGCAUCAGCCACCACGUCGCCCGCGGUGGCACCGUGUCGCAGCCCACCACCCCCUCGGCCGUACGCACGACCGGCAGCCACCGACUGGUGGCCGGCCAGGAGGCCGCCAUCGACUCGCGCAAGCGCCGCAUGUCCUAUACGCCGCACCGCGGCCCGCUGCCGGCCUACCCGCAGCAGCACUCGGCCGCCACCGCCGCUGCCGCGCCUCUCCUAUCUACGCCUGUCUCUGCCGAGGCGCUGUCGACGGCCAUCUCUGCUGCCGUCGCAGUCGCCGUGGCGUCGCCCGCUCGCGCGCUGGUGUCGCCCAUGCGACCGGUCGGCACGCGCGUCCUCCACCGCAGCCGCACCGCCGAUCUGCUCGACGAAGAGGCCACCCUGCUCGAAGUGCUCGCGCCCGCCACCACUCCGAUCAAGCGGCGCCGGCUCGAGCUACCCGAAGCCGAAGCCGAGCAGGACAACAACAGCAACAGCACGACCACCGUCAUCGCUGAGGCCGCUGCCGUCAUCAACGAAGCGCACGCGCUGGACACGAUGAUGCCGCUGGAGGUGGGCGAGGAGGACCAGGCGACCGUGCGACCGACCAAGCGCGAGGGCUGGCGAAGUGUCGAGCGCAAGAACGGACCACGAACGGAGGGGCGCAGCCAGAACAGGCGGCACACGGUGGCGAACAGGCGCAUCCUGGCCCUCAUCGCGGAGGAGGCUCAGUAG
Molecule: messenger RNA, 2709 nt
Organism: Acanthamoeba castellanii str. Neff
Lineage: Eukaryota; Discosea; Longamoebia; Acanthamoebidae
Exons: 3
Coding region: 1-2709 (902 amino acids)
Source: RefSeq, a predicted model, not a curated record